AUGCCGCCAAUAGACAGUGACGUAACUAUGCAGCAAAUUCAAGCCUCAGUUUUAUUUUCGAACGAGCUGUACACACCAGCAACGCCACUGGACGUGUGUAUCUGGAAUGGUUAUCAGUGCAAUAUCAGAGGAGAAUCGUCGUUUUUCUUGGCUUAUACAAAUGCAAGUUUAUCUCAACAUAACAUAAUAUUACAACGAGACGCUAUGGCAAAAUUUAUAAAGUCACUCUUUCAAAACACCCCCGAUAAGAGAAAACCCUCUCAAUAUGGAGGGGAGCAUGAAGACCUCAGUGAUAUAACACCACCAAUGGGCGGCAGAAGAAAGCUGUCCAUAUCUAGAUCGGGAAGAAUGAAGCAGACAAAUAGAAAGAGACACUCGAUUUCCUUAGACAUUUAUGGCGAGAAUCUCCAAUCCACUGAAAAGCCAAAGUCGGUAGAAUACCACGUGAACGCCCCAGGAAAGCAGACAGAUCUCAAUAAAGUAGAUAAACAACAAAGAAGACAUAGUAGUGAAGUAAAGACUCCAGAGGAGGAAAUAGAUAUAGCGUUCAAUAUUAUAGAUAAGACA
Molecule: messenger RNA, 567 nt
Organism: Iphiclides podalirius (scarce swallowtail)
Lineage: Eukaryota; Metazoa; Arthropoda; Insecta; Lepidoptera; Papilionidae
Source: the annotation of a GenBank genome assembly